Oryzias latipes (Japanese medaka) is the source of this 6621-nucleotide messenger RNA. RefSeq names its product MICOS complex subunit MIC26. Gene Ontology annotation, cellular component: MICOS complex. The record is from RefSeq and is a predicted model, not a curated record. Gene Ontology annotation, biological process: cristae formation. Lineage: Eukaryota; Metazoa; Chordata; Actinopteri; Beloniformes; Adrianichthyidae.
UUUUUUGCAGUCAGGGUUGUCUUUCCAGUUGCAGUUUCAUUCGUCACUAUUUCUUUUAUUAUUCAUAAAGCAUGGUCCUCUUGUUUUCCAGUGCGCGUGCGCUUCGUUCUUUUGACCCUUACGAGUACCCGUAGGAAAACACGACUGAAUGAAGAUGUCCUUAAAGAAGCUGGUGUCGCUGUGUGCCGCUGCUGCUCCGGGACUGACGGCAGGAAUGAGCGAGGCGAAGAAGAGGAGCUCCCAGCCGCUUCUGGACCUGAAUGAGUUGCCGUCUCUGUACACCGUCCCUGAAUCCAAGCCUCUAGAGGCGGAGCGGGAGGCGGGGCCGCUGGAGCAGACUGUGGCGCUGCUGAGGAAGUGGGCGGAGCCAUACACAAACCACUGUCAGCAAAGUGUGCAGACAGGAGUGGAAAAAGCUGAGCAGGCCUACGGGACGGUGGAGCCUUACAUCCACGCCGCCGUGAGGACGGCCACAGACACGUACCGGUUCCUGAGUGAGCCCCCCCCUGACCUGUACCCCGGCGUGGCGGUGGUGGGAUUCUCCGGCUUCCUGGGACUUUACCUCGCCAAAGGCUCCCGGCUGAAGCGGCUGCUGUUCCCGGUCGGACUGAUGGCUCUGAGCGCCUCCAUGUUUCACCCCCAGCAGGCCGCCGCCUUGUUGAAGACGGGUCGGGACUCGGCGCUCACUUGGGCUGAACAGGGCCGCGUUACCGUGGAAACGCUGUGGAAGGAUCCACCGUUCAGCAAGAAAAAGCUGAAGAGUUCGGAGAAGACAGAAAAAGAGAACGACAGGAGCGGCUGAAGGACCAACACCGGCGCCGGGACCACCGCACUGCUGCAUUAUGGGAGGAGAGGCCCUCACAUUCACAUCAUUCCUGAAGUCUCAGCUCCUCCUUCUCCUCCUUUGCUUUUAGUUGAAGUUUCUUUCUGCAGAAAUCCUCUGCAUUGCUCCUCCUCUGUGUUCAGGAGCAAAGAUGGAGGAGGAGCAGCAGAACCUCCAGCUUUGUGUCAGUGCACUGCAAAAACCAAAUCUUCAAGUAAAAAGAGAAAAUGUACCUUAUAAUCUGUCUUUCAAGAAAAAUAAUCUUAUCAAGAAAGUUUUCCUAAAGCAAAAUAAUCUUUAAGAAAACAUGUCCUAGAAAUAUUUUUCUUAAAAUAGGAAUUCUUGAUAAGACCCCUCUUUGCAGAUAUUCUGCUUAUUUCAAACAAGUUUUUAAAUUUGAAACAUGUAUGACUUAUUUUUGGGGCCUUGUUUUUGCAGUGGGAACACAACACAGAAUCCUAAAUUUAAAAAAAGACCAAAUCUGUCUCUGCAUUAAAUAUGUCGUAAACAGCCCGCUGUGAGCAGUUUAUCCCGAAAUAUUUCCCUUUAAACCACAACUUGAUGGUAAAGAUCUGUUUCUGCUUUAAAAAAAGCAAAAAUGUUUGACUCUAGAAGCUAAAUAUGCUGCAAGAGUCUUUAUUUGAACCACUUGUUAGCUGCAUAGUAUUUUUACAGGAAAACUGUUAUGUUUAUUUUAACGAUGUCAGAACCCGGCUGACAGAGGAGACCACACAGAUUCCCCCUGAGGUCAGUGCAUGACAGACGCAGAGAAGCUCUGGGGUUUCUGGGUCCUCCAUGAUCGCGGAUCCGCUGUUCUGCUCGUCCCACAACGUCCUGAAAGGACGGAACAAAGGGCUCACAAAAAGAGGCCCGUCGGUGCUGCAGAAGUCUCAUUUUCAUUUUAAAUCACUGCUACACUUUGUUCUUCAUCAGAGGAAUCGGGCAGCAGAGGACUUUGUGUUGAACCGACCUGACAUGAGACUGCAGUGAUGCUGCAUGCUCACUUCCUGUCUGUUUCUUUAGAAACAUUCAGAUGAAAAUAUUUCUGAGAACCUGGAAUUGUCAUAAAAGUGCAGCAGGAGGUGGUUCAGCUCUGCAGUCAGCUUCUUCCUCUUUCCGCUCCUGCUGUGAGAUGUGAGAACGGGAGGGUGUUUUACUCUGCCAUGGACUGCUGGACGGUCCAGGAUGAACCCGGCCUUCAGGUCCACCUCAGCUCCUCACACCCUCACCAGAAAUGACGUGAAUCCUCUACUUGUUUUUGUCAGAAACAGACCAGAAGUUUCUCAAAUUGCUGACAUUUCAAGUUUUAAAAUCGCUGGUUCGUUACUUAUUUGAACGGGUUCAUUUGUCAGAAACGAUUGUCGAUUUAAUCCCAUUUUGUGUUGAUUUAUUACCACGGAAUUCAAACGGUGCGACGCCUCGUCACACCUGCACGACGUGGAACCAGCUGCCAAAGAGGAAGAAAUCCCCACCGUGACAGAGAGAGGCUUGGAGAAACAUGCACUCCUGAGGAUGAAGCAGACUUUACUCCUUCAAAACACACUUAUCGGGUUUUCAAACAGUGAAAGUAUUCAGGAAUGAAAUCAAACUCAAAUGAAAUCAGUGCAUAUGCUUCUGUCCUUUUCCUGAUGGAGACCGGUUGAUGCUGAAAAGUUCUCAAAAACCUUUGAGAAUGAGAGAGAUGCACAUCAAGUAGAAGUGAUCAGAGGAGGAAGACUCCUUCAGGUUCUCUGGAUCUCCUUCCAGAAGCUCCUCAUAAGCAGCCGCUGCAUCCUGAGGAGGUCUCUGCAGGUCCUUGACCCCUCAGGUCAGCUUCAGGUUUCUAGUCCAUCCUCUUCUCCUCCAUGGUGUAACGUCCAGAAUCUUCCAUCCAUUUCCUGUCAUCUUUCAUGAGUUCUUUACUUGAAUGGAUCCGGCUACUUUAUUGUCGUUUCAGAAUGAGUGUGUGAACAUUUACAGGCUGUUGUGUAAGGCUGGAGCACCAAAGGAGUCAUGGAGAGGUUUUUAACUCCAGUGAGCAGAUUUAGUGAGCAGCUUGUUAAUUUUAUUUAUUGUAUUACUUUAUUGUUUAAUUCAUUUUAUUCUUUCUCUAUUGUAUCAAAUUGUUUCUGACUUUAUUUGAUUUUAUGGUUGCCAAAUCCUCCUUUCUUCAAGCACCAGUUUAAUGGCUAGUAGUUCGUUGUCCCUUAUGUUGUAGUUUUUAAAGAUGAGGUCAGUUUGCUGGAGUAGGAAGCACAUAACUGUUAUCAGAGACAGGAAAUGAUGAGAGCACAGAACCCACAGCAGAGUCUGAUGCGUCCACUUCUACAUCAAAUGGAUUUUCAGGGUCAGUUUGGGUCAGAAUUGGUGCAGAAGAGAACUUGUUAUGAGAGAACUGAAUGUUUCAGAGACCUAAAUGUAUCCAAGAAAGCGGAUUAAAGGAGAGUGGAGCUCACAUUUUUCUGCUUUAAGAGUUCUCCAGCAAAAGCUGCAAAAUAAAUCAGACAUGAUGAACGUAGUCAGACUGAUAUCUGGGGAAAAUCAAGAUCAAGCUUUCCAAAAACAAAGCUGUAGAAAAAGCCAUGAAGAACAUUGUUCACCAUGACUUAACAGACCGUGGGGGCGUCAGCUUGACAGAACUGCAGAACCAAGCAUUUCAAAUGUGGAAAGCCGUCUUCCACUCAUUUUCUUCUCUGAUCCUCAGGUGGACAUGAGCAUUGAUCCAGCUUUAUGGUUGCAAUGCUCAUCUUUUCAUGUAUAAAAGUCCAAAUAUUUGGCAGAACACCGUAGGGAAUCGAACCCUAACCUGUUAGAGCAGGCAUACCAUUAUCAGUGUCUUUAUGUUUUUGGACCAAACAUGAAAGGAACCUAGGAUAGCCUUGUGCUUCAACCAACUUUCAGCUAACUGGACUGUCUCCACCCCGUCCACGUCCUCCCCUGAGUCCAGACUGAAAUGGUGAAAAUUCUAACUGAACCGUUUCAGAAAGCUGCAUAGCUCCUAGUCUGAGUUUGUUCCUGCUGUGAAAAGGACCCACUCUCCCAACACCACUCCUUCCAGAACAGUCUAGAUGCCAUUCUAAGGCUGCUGAAGUCAAACCUCUGUGUGUGGCUGCCCAAAGCAGUUAUGUCCAUCAAAGUUACAAACAGAAUCAGAGGUGAAGCCAUGGAGCUCAUUUGGUCUGACCCCAAAAGAAAACAUGGUGGAAGUAACAGCCAUUACAAACUAGUCCCUCCUCCAGUUCUGGCUCCAGGCUGAGGCCCAGGUCAAUCUUGUUGGGAGGAUGAAUUUUAUCCUUUAAUAAAAUGUUGUUUGUUUGAAUCGCCCUUAGUCUGGCCCGUCCCCCAGGAGCAGUUUACCAUGAAACAGCCCAACAGGGCAAAUGCGUCUAACAACACCACUCCUGGGGUCAUUCGGGCACGCAAACCCCUCCACCACGAUAAGGUGGCGAUUCAGGGAGGGGAAUUCAUCAGUCACUAGCCAAUUACUAAGAAUUACUGUGGGGAAACCGAAGUCCUCGGAGAAAACCCACAGGACUGCCAGGAUUUGUUGGACGUAUUUCCAUAUAAAUUUGGUGACUGAUAAUUUAUUUUAUUGAAUCAAAUUGAAUGUUUUUAUUUUAAUAAUUUGUUUAUUCUUGUUAUAAAGGUCACUGAAUAUUUACUAAUAUAUUUGUAAAAGUGGGGGGGACCGAAGUGCUCGGAGAAAACCCACGCAGACGUGGUCCUGUCAGCAAACGAUGUUAACCAACAGACCAACGUGCUGCCCCUGUUUUUGAAGCUCAUUUGGGGAUUUUUCCACAGAGUGAGGAGAGACUUUUAGGGAGGAAGAGUUUCUUCUUGGGUUUGGAGGUACAGACCUGGCAGUCAGUGGCCGAAUUGUUGAGGAACUUUGAAAUGUUAAAUCUGUAGGGGACCUUUUUUUAAUGCUGGGGGUGGGGGGUGGGGGGUGGGGGUUGCACCAGGUUCUUUAAGAUGGCGUUCCUUAUGCUUGAGAGAAAAUCUUCUAAGAUUUAUUUUUCCUUUUUAGCUGCUGCCUCCAUUUGCCAACUCUUGUCAGGGUCCUGGCUCUGUUGGUCAAUAUUUUUUUAAAUUCUUGAGGCAGCUGGAGCUUUUCUUUUUCCAGCUUUCUGCUGGCAUGUUUUUUGGGAUUGUGGGAGAAACCGAAAGACUCGGAGAAAACCCAUACAUUGCAGGCCUAAAGCUUAAAUCUGUUUUCAUCCAAACAAAUGUGUCUUCAAUUCAAAAUGUAUCAACCCUCAAUAGAAAAUUUGAAUUUGGAGUAGCUCAUCAUCCAAGGUUCUUUGGUGCUUGUUGUCAUUUAUUUCAGCCAAUUGAAAAAAUCUUGCUCAUUAAAAAGGUCUGUCAAGACAAGAAGUCAUCCAUUCAUCUUGUUCUUGGAGGCAUUUCUGGAUGGCAGUGUGGAUGUUGUUUAGAAAGAUUUGAUUUCCUUGUAAUGUUAAAGUUAUUCCAUCAGGUCUAUACAUUUUGUCAUCAUCAGGUGACAAAUCUUGAUGCUCCACUACAUCGAACCGGUCCGUAUACCCCUUCAUAAUGUCGUUGACUAAUGUCCAGCUUUUAUCCUUCUGAAAAAGAUGAUCUAAUUUCCCACUUUUCCUUGGAAGGAUGAGGGACAAAACUAUUCUCAUUUGAGGGUACGUUUGUCUCAGAAGCCUCAGGUCUUUUAACAUUUGAUUUGCGAUCUGUAUUGGAGGCAUUCGUCCCAAUUCUUUUCCUGCAGCUUGGAUAACUAAAAUUUCAGGGGGACCAUCUUCUUUGGAGAUUGUGUGAUGAAGGUUAUCAACAACGUCCUUCCAGCCCACGUGUCUAAUUCCAAUCCACUUAACAUUAGCAUCAAGAUCCAAGUUUUGUCCAAAAAGAUGUUUAGCUGCAGGCUGUGCCCGUGAAAUAUAAGUUGACCCAACGAUCCAGACAUCAGGCGGUCUGGUGACUUUGGGUGUUUCCAUUGGUGAGCUGUUUGUUGAAAAGCUGAGGUCAGGGGAGCUUGAUGUGUCCUCUUCCCUCUUCUCAGGCUGGAUUUCUGUCUCAAAUGGUGGUAGACCAGCAAAAAGGCUUUUAAAAUCUGAUUAGGCUUUGGGUUGUCAGACUGGAUUGGCCCAGAUGUAGAAGGGACACGAAGACAUGACUGAGGCUGGUCGUUGCUGCCAACGUGGAGAACCAAAAAGUCUGGGGAACUCCUUUGUUGGGACAACUGGCUAUAAAAAUGCUUAAGAACAUCCCUCCAGCGCAUGCUGACUUUUCCCAUCCAAUGGAUUUUUGCAUCGACGCCAAGGUUUUGUCCAUAGCAUCGAUUAGCUGUAUAUUCUGCCCCAGUGAUGUAGUGACCCGACCCAAUGAUCCAGACCGUGGGCACUUUUCUGUCCUCUGACAGCAGCUGUCUUUGGGUGCUGUCUAAUGGGGACUUUACGUCUGAUUGAUCUUCUGGAUUGUCCUGAAUUUGAUGCAUUUUUCUCAAAAUAGAAUCAAAAGUGGAAAUCCUGUGUUUUUAAAAUGACAGUGUUUCUUCUCCGUAAAACGUGGUUUCACAAGUGAAGCUCUUCAGCAUGAAAGACCAAGUGAUGCACUUUUGGUUUUAGGUCCUAUUUAUGAAAGUACUUCAGAUGAUGUCAUAAACAUCAUCAUCAUUUAAUGAUGAUGUCAUAAACAUCAUCUGAUGUAAUAGACAUCAUCUGACUUCUGGCAUAGUUAUGACAUCGUUGAUGACAUCAGCAAUAACAUUUUUGUUGAUGACAUCAGCAAUUUUUUCAAGGUCUCUUGUCAAAAGAUAUUUUAUUAUUGGACAAAUAAAUCCUUAACUCUAA